AUGGCCACAGGUCUCAGGUGCCCGCCAGGCUGGGUGGGUGAGUGGUGUCAGUGGGAAGACCCCUGCCGCUCAAGCCCUUGUGCUGGCCGAGGCGUGUGCCAGAGCUCGUUCGUGACGGGCACUGCUCACUUCUCUUGUCGAUGCCCCCGAGGUUUCCAAGGCCCUGACUGCUCCCUGCCAGAUCCGUGCCUCAGCAAUCCCUGUGCCCACGGUGCCCGCUGCUCGGUGGGGCCUGACGGACGCCAUGUCUGCUCCUGCCCGGAGGGCUACCAGGGCCGCAGCUGCCGCAGUGACGUGGACGAGUGCCGGGGGGGUGGGCCCUGCCACCAUGGGGCCACCUGCCUCAACACACCCGGCUCCUUCCUCUGCCAGUGCCCGGCCAGCUACACGGGGCCCCUGUGUGAGAGCCUCGUGGUGCCCUGUGCCCCCUCGCCGUGCCGGAACGGGGGCACCUGCCGGCAGAGUGGGGAGCAUGCCUAUGACUGCGCCUGCCUCCCCGGGUUUGAGGGCCCAAACUGUGAAGUGAACGUGGACGACUGUCCGGGACACCGGUGUCUCAAUGGAGGGACAUGUGUGGAUGGCGUGAACACCUACAACUGCCAGUGUCCCCCCGAGUGGACAGGCCAGUUCUGCACGGAGGACGUGGAUGAAUGCCAGCUGCAGCCCAAUGCCUGCCACAACGGGGGCACCUGCUUCAACACCCUGGGGGGCCACAGCUGCGUGUGUGUCAACGGGUGGACCGGCGAGAGCUGUAGUCAGAACAUCGAUGACUGCGCCACGGCCGUGUGCUUCCAAGGCGCCACCUGCCACGACCGCGUGGCUUCCUUCUACUGUGCCUGCCCCAUGGGCAAGACCGGCUUCAGUGGGGCCACGUGCCAGCUGGACGUGGACGAAUGUGCCAGCACGCCCUGCAGAAACGGUGCCAAGUGCGUGGAUCAGCCGGAUGGAUACGAUUGCCGCUGCGCAGAGGGCUUUGAGGGCACCCUCUGUGAACGAAACAUAGACGACUGCUCUCCGGACCCUUGCCACCACGGGCGCUGUGUGGACGGUAUCGCCAGCUUCUCGUGUGCCUGCGUCCCCACUGGGCCAGGCUCCCUGUGCAACGUGGAAAUCAACGAGUGUGCUUCCAGCCCUUGCGCCGAGGGAGGCUCCUGUGUGGACGGAGACAACGGCUUCCGCUGCCUGUGCCCCCCGGGAUCCUUGCCGCCGCUCUGCCUCCCGCUCAGCCACCCCUGUGCCCAUGAGCCUUGCAGUAGUCACGGCGUUUGCCAUGAUGCACCCAGCGGGUUCCGCUGUGUGUGUGAGCCUGGCUGGAGUGGCCCCAGGUGUGGCCAGAGCCUCCCCCAUGAUGCCUGUGAGUCCCAGCCCUGCAGGGCCGGUGGCACCUGCACCAGUGAUGGAGGCAGUUUCCACUGCACCUGCCCUCCUGGUGCCCAGGGCCGCCAGUGUGAGCUGAGGACCCCCUGUACCCCGAACCCUUGUGAGAAUGGGGGCCGCUGUGAGUCUGCCCCUGGCCAGCUGGCUGUCUGCUCCUGCCCCCUGGGCUGGCAAGGCCCACAAUGUCAGCAAGACGUGGAUGAGUGUGUGGACCCCUCACUGUGUGGCCCCCAUGGCACCUGUACCAACCUGCCGGGCACUUUCAGCUGCACCUGCCACGGAGGGUACAGCGGCCCUUCCUGUGAUCAGGACAUCGAUGACUGCGACCCCAACCCAUGCCUCAACGGCGGUUGGUGUCAGGACGGUGUGGACUCCUUUACCUGCUCCUGCCUCCCUGGCUUUGCUGGCCCGCUCUGCACCCGCGAUGUGGACGAGUGUCUGAGCAGCCCCUGCGGCCCAGGCACCUGCACGGACCACGUGGCCUCCUUCACUUGCACCUGCCCUCCAGGCUAUGGGGGCCUUCACUGUGAACAGGACCUGCCCGACUGCAGCCCCAGCUCCUGUUUCAAUGGAGGCACCUGCGUAGACGGCGUGAACUCAUUCAGUUGCUUGUGCCGCCCUGGCUACACAGGUGCCCACUGCCAACACGAGGCAGAUCGCUGCCUGUCAAGGCCCUGUCUGAACGGGGGUGUCUGCAGUCCCACCCCCUCUGGCUUCCACUGCACCUGCCCGCAGGCCUUCACUGGCAGCCAGUGCCAGACGCUGGUGGAUUGGUGCAGCCGUGCACCCUGUCAGAACGGGGGUAGCUGCACCCAGACCGGGACCUCCUUCUAUUGCCUUUGCCCCCCAGGGUGGGGCGGCCGCCUGUGCGACGUUCGGAGCCUGCCUUGCAGGGAAGCUGCAGCUCAGAUCGGUUACACUGGCCUGCGCUGCGAGGCCGACAUCAAUGAGUGCCGCCCGGGGACCUGCCACUCGGCGCACACCCGGGACUGCCUGCAGGAUCCAGGGGGCAGCUUCCGCUGCCUUUGCCAUGCGGGCUUCACAGGUCCCCGCUGUCAGACUGUGCAGUCUCCCUGUGAGUCCCAGCCAUGCCAGCACGGGGGCCAGUGCCGCCCCAGCCCGGGCUCUGGAGGUGCGCUGACCUUCGCUUGUCACUGCAUCCCGCCUUUCUGGGGUCCGAGGUGCGAGCGGGUGGCGCGCUCUUGCCGGGAGCUGCAGUGCCCGGUGGGCAUCCCAUGCCAGCAGACAGUCCGCGGGCCGCGCUGCGCCUGCCCUCCGGGGCUCUCGGGACCCGCCUGCCGGAGCUCCCGAGUAUCAGCGCCAGGGGCCACCAACACCAGCUGUGCAGCCGGGGCCUGCCUGCACGGGGGCUCCUGCCGCCCCAUGCCGUUCGCACCCUUCUUCCUCUGCUCCUGCGCGCCGGGCUGGACUGGGCCCCGCUGCGAGGCGCUCGCCGUGGCUCCCGAGGCGCCCGAGGAGCCGCGGUGCCCUCUCGCCACCUGCCGCGCCAAACGUGGGGACCGCCGCUGCGACCGCGAGUGCAACAGCCCCGGCUGCGGCUGGGACGGGGGCGACUGCUCGCUGAGCGUGGACGACCCCUGGCGGCAGUGCGAGGCGCUGCAGUGCUGGCGCCUUUUCAACAACAGCCACUGCGACCCCGCCUGCAGCUCGCCCGCCUGCCUUUACGACAACUUCGACUGUCACACGGGGGCCCAGGAACGCACCUGCAACCCCGUGUAUGAGAAGUACUGCGCAGACCACUUUGCGGAUGGCCGCUGCGACCAGGGCUGCAACACGGAGGAGUGCGGCUGGGAUGGCUUGGACUGCGCGGGCGAGGUGCCGGCGCUGCUGGCGCGCGGCGUGCUGGUCCUCACCGUGCUGCUGCCGCCCGACGAGCUGCUGCGCUCCAGCGCCGACUUCCUGCAGCGGCUCAGCGCCAUCCUGCGCACCUCGCUGCGCUUCCGCCUGGACGGCAACGGCCAGGCCAUGGUCUUCCCGUACCACCGGCCAGGCACGGAGCCGCGCGCCCGCCGGGAGCUGACCCCGGAAGUGAUCGGCUCCGUGGUCAUGCUGGAGAUCGACAACCGGCUGUGUCUGCAGUCCCCCGAGAAUGACCACUGCUUCCCGGACGCCCAGAGCGCGGCUGACUACCUGGGUGCCCUGUCGGCGGUGGAGCGCCUGGACUUCCCGUACCCUCUGCGGGCUGUGCGGGCGGAAUUGCUGGAGCCGCCUGAGCCAAGUCUGCCCUUGCUGCCUCUGUUGGUCGCGGGCGCCGUCUUCCUGCUGAUCAUCCUGGUCCUGGGGGUCAUGGUGGCGCGGCGCAAGCGUGAGCACAGCACCCUCUGGUUCCCCGAGGGCUUCUCGCUGCACAAGGACGUGGCUGCAGGCCACAAAGGCCGCCGGGAGCCCGUGGGCCAGGAUGCGCUGGGCAUGAAGAACAUGGCCAAGGGCGAGAGUCUGAUGGGGGAGGAGGCCACAGACUGGAUGGACACCGAUUGCCCGGAGGCAAAGAGACUGAAGGUGGAGGAACCCUGUGUGGGGGCUGAGGAUACUGUGGACUGCCGCCAGUGGACUCAACACCACCUAGCUGCUGCAGACAUCCGCGUGGCACCAGCCAUGGCGCUGACACCACCGCAGGGUGACGUGGAUGCUGACGGCAUGGACGUCAACGUGCGUGGCCCAGAUGGCUUCACUCCACUAAUGCUGGCCUCCUUCUGUGGGGGGGCUCUGGAGCCGAUGCCAGCUGAGGAGGACGAGGCUGAGGACACGUCGGCCAGCAUCAUCUCAGACCUGAUCUGCCAGGGUGCCCAGCUUGGGGCACAGACCGACCGCACUGGUGAGACUGCCCUGCACCUAGCUGCCCGCUACGCCCGGGCUGAUGCGGCCAAGCGGCUGCUGGACGCCGGGGCAGACACCAACGCCCAGGACCACUCGGGCCGGACGCCUCUGCACACGGCUGUCACUGCCGAUGCCCAGGGGGUCUUCCAGUCCGCCCCCACCCUUCUCCAUGUCGCCUCCUCUGGGCCCGGGGACGUGAGCCGGGGCCUGAGCCUGCCUUUCCUCCUCUCCCCUCUCUCUCCAGGGAAGUCAGCCUUACACUGGGCUGCUGCUGUCAACAAUGUGGAGGCCACCCUAGCCCUGCUCAAAAAUGGAGCCAACAAGGACAUGCAGGACAGCAAGGAGGAGACGCCCCUGUUCUUGGCAGCCCGUGAGGGCAGCUUUGAGGCUGCUAAGCUGCUGCUCGACCACUUUGCCAACCGUGAGAUCACAGACCACCUGGACCGGCUGCCCAGAGACGUGGCUCAGGAGCGGCUGCACCAAGACAUCGUGCGGCUGCUGGACCAGCCCAGUGGGCCCCGCAGCCCGCCUGGCCCCCACGGUCUGGGCCCCCUGCUCUGCCCGCCUGGAGCCUUCCUCCCGGGCCUCAAGGCAGCACCCUCUGGGGGCAAGAAGAGCCGGAGACCCCCUGGGAAGGCAGGGCUGGGGCCGCAGGGGGCCCGGGGUCGGGGCAGGAAGCUGACGCUGGCCUGCCCAGGGCCACUGGCAGACAGCUCGGUCACCCUCUCGCCUGUGGACUCGCUGGACUCCCCUCGGCCCUUUGGAGGGCCCCCUACUUCCCCUGGUGGCUUCUCUCUUGAGGGGCCCUACGCGGCUGCCACUGCCACGGCUGUCUCUCUGGCACAGCUUGGGGCUGCUGGGCGGGUGAGUCUGGGCCGCCAGCCAUCAGGGGGCUGUGUGCUCAGCCUGGGUCUGCUGAACCCAGUGGCUGUGCCCCUUGACUGGGCCCGCCUACCCCCACCAGCCCAACCGGGCCCAUCCUUCCUGCUGCCCCUGGCCCCGGGCCCCCAGCUGCUGAACCCCGGGACCCCUGUCUCCCCCCAGGAGCGGCCCCCACCAUACCUUGCCGCCCCGGGACAUGGUGAGGAGUACUCGGGAGCUGGGCCCCACAGCAGCCCCCACAAGGCUCACUUCCUGCGGGUCCCCAGUGAGCACCCUUACCUGACCCCCUCCCCGGAGUCCCCGGAGCAUUGGGCCAGCCCAUCACCCCCCUCCCUGUCGGACUGGUCUGAUUCCACACCCAGUCCAGCCACAGCCACUGGGGCGGCUGUGGGGACACUGCCUGCCCAGACCCUUCCCCUGACCGUCCCCAGCCCUCUCACCCAGACCCAGACCCAGCUGGGGCCCCACCCCGAGGGUCCCCCCAAGAGGCAGGUGCUGGCCUGAGCCCCUUCUCCGUUUCUGGAUCUUGGGGAGCCUGAGAGGCACUCUCUUCUCCUUCAGUCCUGUUCCUUCUCUCCUCUUUGACCCCACCCCC
Echinops telfairi (small Madagascar hedgehog) is the source of this 5692-nucleotide messenger RNA. RefSeq names its product notch receptor 3 (gene NOTCH3). Gene Ontology annotation, biological process: Notch signaling pathway; multicellular organism development; regulation of developmental process. The record is from RefSeq and is a predicted model, not a curated record. NCBI's taxonomy places the organism in Eukaryota, Metazoa, Chordata, Mammalia, Afrosoricida, Tenrecidae. Bases 1 to 5601 code for a protein of 1866 amino acids. Gene Ontology annotation, cellular component: membrane. Gene Ontology annotation, molecular function: Notch binding; signaling receptor activity; calcium ion binding. The transcript is spliced from 25 exons.